AUGUCUGGAAGAGGGAAGGGAGGUAAAGGCCUGGGAAAGGGCGGAGCGAAGCGGCAUCGCAAAGUGCUCCGUGAUAACAUCCAGGGCAUCACGAAACCAGCCAUCCGGCGCCUGGCUCGCCGUGGCGGGGUCAAGCGCAUCUCGGGCUUGAUCUACGAGGAGACCCGCGGGGUGCUGAAGGUUUUCCUGGAGAAUGUGAUCAGGGAUGCGGUGACCUACACUGAGCACGCCAAGCGCAAGACGGUGACUGCCAUGGAUGUGGUGUACGCUCUGAAACGCCAGGGCCGCACUCUCGCCGCAGCAGACUCAGCAUUGAGAGUAGCAGCUUGUGUGUGUGUGUUGUCGAGAAUGGCCAGAACCAAGCAAACAGCGCGCAAAUCCACCGGAGGGAAAGCUCCCCGCAAGCAGCUGGCGACCAAAGCGGCCCGCAAGAGCGCUCCGGCCACGGGCGGAGUGAAGAAGCCUCAUCGCUACAGGCCCGGCACGGUGGCUCUGCGGGAGAUCCGCCGCUACCAGAAAUCCACCGAGCUGCUGAUCCGCAAACUGCCGUUCCAGCGCCUGGUACGGGAGAUCGCUCAGGACUUCAAGACCGACCUGCGCUUCCAGAGCUCGGCCGUGAUGGCCCUGCAAGAGGCCAGCGAAGCUUACCUGGUGGGUCUGUUUGAGGACACCAACCUGUGCCUAGUGGUUGUGAUGUCUGGAAGAGGGAAGGGAGGCAAAGGCUUGGGAAAAGGCGGAGCGAAGCGGCACCGCAAAGUGCUCCGUGAUAACAUCCAGGGCAUCACGAAACCAGCCAUCCGGCGCCUGGCUCGCCGUGGCGGGGUCAAGCGCAUCUCGGGCUUGAUCUACGAGGAGACUCGCGGGGUGCUGAAGGUUUUCCUGGAGAAUGUGAUCAGGGAUGCGGUGACCUACACUGAGCACGCCAAGCGCAAGACGGUGACUGCCAUGGAUGUGGUGUACGCUCUGAAACGCCAGGGCCGCACUCUGUAUGGAUUCGGCGGCUGAGCAAAUCGUCCCUUUUCCAGCGAACCCAAAGGCUCUUUUCAGAGCCACCCAAACUCUCCGAUUGAGGGCGGAUACCUGAGGAUGGGGAAGGCAGUACAUAUGGAGGGGACAGUGUACUGCAGCUGGUUAUUUCACAUUUUUCGCGACUUUUAAUUUGGCUCAUUCCAUUACACAAAUGCAGUAAUUUCGUGUCCAGUGUCAAAAGAGAGAGAUCAAGCAGUGAGAACGGAGACCUGAGCACAGGAAAGGCAACACAUAGAGAGUGUGUACUGUGCCGCAGCUGGUUACUUCAUAUCUAGAUUUGUAAUUCCGCCCUGAUGUUAAAUGUUACAUAGUGCAGUUUUUUUUUCUGUUUCAUUCCUUCCAGGAAUGAUAUUCAGUUCAGUUUUCUUUCAGGGAAGCCUCCAAAGGUUUUAAUAACCUGUUGUUACACUCUGCCUGUUGCAG
Stegostoma tigrinum is the source of this 1452-nucleotide messenger RNA. RefSeq lists its product as uncharacterized. NCBI's taxonomy places the organism in Eukaryota, Metazoa, Chordata, Chondrichthyes, Orectolobiformes, Stegostomatidae. Gene Ontology annotation, cellular component: nucleosome. The coding region runs from base 1 to 1005 and encodes 334 amino acids. Gene Ontology annotation, biological process: nucleosome assembly. The record is from RefSeq and is a predicted model, not a curated record. The transcript is spliced from 4 exons. Gene Ontology annotation, molecular function: DNA binding; structural constituent of chromatin; protein heterodimerization activity.